Messenger RNA from Nicotiana attenuata, 1149 nucleotides. RefSeq lists its product as uncharacterized. The transcript has a single exon. The record is from RefSeq and is a predicted model, not a curated record. The coding region runs from base 1 to 1149 and encodes 382 amino acids. Lineage: Eukaryota; Viridiplantae; Streptophyta; Magnoliopsida; Solanales; Solanaceae.
AUGGAUAAAAGUUGGCUGAAUAUUAAGAAUAAAUAUGAUAAAAGGUAUAUUAAAGGAAUAGAUAACUUUCUUAAUUGGGCAUACAGUCAACCAAAUGUGAGCACUGUGAUCAGAUGUCCUUGUAAAGGGUGUAGAAAUACAGAGUACAUGUUAAAAAUCCAAAUAAGAAGACACUUGUUGAGCAAUGGAUUUUGGGAUAGUUAUAAAGUGUGGGACUUGCACGGAGAGGUAUUGGUAAGAGUUGAAAAUUCUGAUGUGAUAAACAAUGAUGAAGUAGAGGAUGAUAAUGCUGAAGAAGAUGAUAUUACUGGGAUGAUUCAUGAUGCUUAUGGAUAUGCGAAUACAGCUGAUGCAAAUAAUCUUCCACACCAUAAUGAAGAACCAAAUUUGCAAGCACAAAAGUUCUACCAAUUACUUGAAGAUGCUGAGACAGAACUUUAUCCUGGUUGUAAAAGUGUGUCCAAGUUGUCUUUUGUGGUUAGACUACUUCACUUGAAGUGCAUUAAUCAUUGGACCAACAAAUCAAUGGAUGACUUGUUGAGCUUCUUUAAAGAAGUUCUUCCGGUGGAGUCAUUUGUUCCAAAUUCUUUCUAUGAAGCAAAGAAAGUACUUCGAGACUUAGGCUUGGGGUACACCAAAAUAGAUGCAUGCCAGAAUGAUUGUAUCUUAUAUUGGCGCGAGCAUGCCAAUGCACAAUCAUGUCCUAAGUGCGGUGAGUCUAGAUGGAAGUCAAAAGAGAAUGGAGGCAAGAAAGUAGCUCAUAAAGUCUUGCGACAUUUUCCUAUCAAACCAAGACUGCAGAGAUUAUACAUGGCAAGAGAGACAGCAAAAAAGAUGAGGUGGCAUAAGGAGGAACGUGUUGAUGAUGGUAUCUUGCGACAUCCGUCUGAUGCAAUGGCAUGGAAAUCUUUUGAUGAGAAACAUCCCAGCUUUUCUGCUGAAUUAAGAAAUGUUCGAUUAGGUUUAGCAAGCGAUGGGUUCCAGCCUUAUGGGAACAUGAGUUCCAACCAUACCAUAAGGCCAGUCGUACUAGUUCCGUAUAAUUUACCCUCCUGGGAUUGCAUGAAGAGUGAGUAUUUCAUGAUGACACUUCUUAUUCCAGGUCCUAAGUGUCCAGGCAAUGAUAUAGAUGUAUUUUACAACCGAUGA